AUGACUGGAAAAGAGCCUGAUGGAGCAUGUGCUCAUGGAAGCAGCAUCGGGAAGGCUCCACCCCCACAGCCGCUCACUCACCCUCACCGCCCGCAUCCUCAGCUGCCCCUGCUGCCCCCCCAACUGCCCCCACUGCGCCUGCGGCCCCCCCUGCUGCCAGCCAAAGCGCUUGUGAGCAUAGAGCAGGAGGUGGGCAAUGUAUCGAGCAUUGUCCCUCCUCCUGGGCCACCGCCAAUAGAUGCCCAGGCGCAGGCGAGGGAGGAGGGAGAGCGGUGGAGGGAGGGGGUGAGGGGGGAAGGGGAGGAGGAGGAGGAGGAGGAGGAGGAGGAGGAGGAGGAGGAGGAGGAGGAGGAGGAGGAGGAGGAGGAGGAGGUGGUGGUAGUGGUGGUACUGAUGGGUGCAGAGGGGUUGGGUGCAGAGGGGUUGGGUGCAGAGGGGGCUGCAUGCGGUUGCUUGUUGGAGGAGGAACGGGAGAAGGAAGCUGAGGAGGUGGAGGAGGAGGAGGUGGAAGCCGAGGUGGGGAAAAGCGAGUAG
This is a messenger RNA of Closterium sp. Naga37s-1, 534 nucleotides long. Lineage: Eukaryota; Viridiplantae; Streptophyta; Zygnematophyceae; Desmidiales; Closteriaceae. The record is from the annotation of a GenBank genome assembly.